This is a messenger RNA of Opisthorchis viverrini, 1329 nucleotides long. RefSeq lists its product as hypothetical. The record is from RefSeq and is a predicted model, not a curated record. Gene Ontology annotation, biological process: vacuolar protein processing. Bases 1 to 1329 code for a protein of 442 amino acids. Lineage: Eukaryota; Metazoa; Platyhelminthes; Trematoda; Opisthorchiida; Opisthorchiidae. Gene Ontology annotation, molecular function: cysteine-type endopeptidase activity. The transcript is spliced from 10 exons.
AUGAGACCUUUGGCGGACGUUUACCAUGCGUAUCACGUCGUGCGUAAAAACAACGUUCCAGCGGAGAAUAUAAUAACCUUCGCCUACGACGAUAUUGCAAACAAUCCCAGAAAUCCCUUUAAAGGCAAAGUGUUCCAUGACUAUGGGCACGAGGAUGCCUACAAUGGUGUGAUAAUUGACUACCGAGGGAAAGAUGUCACACGUGAUAACUUCGUGAAAGUAUUAAAAGGCGAUGGUAAACUUGAAGCCAACAAGAAGAAGGUGCUUAAAAGGUGGGUUGGCGUGGAAGUGGAUAUUUUUGCUGCACUUGCUGAUCACAGCUGGAAUUCUAGCUUUGCAGGCCCCCGUCUUCUAUUUAGUAUUCUCGCAAUUAACUUGCUGUAUGCCAUGGAGUUGAACGAUACACUCGCAUACAUGCAUUCAAAGAAAACGUUCAACAAAUUGGUGCUGUACGUGGAAGCUUGCAACUCUGGCUCUAUGUUUAAAGAUGUUCUUCCUUCAAAUAUGGGAACUGAUCUGCCUGCUUCACAUAACUCCAAUUUGCCAAUAUCUCUCACGCGCACGCAGAAUGACCUAAAAACGCGUACACUGGAGGAACAAUACGAGGAGGUGAAAAAGAGUGCAGCUUCAACUCACGUGAUGAAGUACGGUGAAAUCGCGAUGGGAAGACUCCCAGUUGGAAAAUUCCAAGGUCAUUAUGAUCUGCUGACGCACCGGAACGAUGUGGCGACAGCACCGAAUGCUGUAGAUAGAAAGUCCUCUUGCAAGGCGCAUUUGCUUUCAAAGUCUCGACGCUUGAUGGAGGCAACAAACGAUGAGGAACAGGAAACCACUUGGCGAAAGCUGCGCCGUGCACUUCAACUUGGCCACAUCGUCAAGGAAAUGUACCAUGACAUCGUCAUGGAUGUGACAACCCAACAUAUGCCAACGCUAAAGGGCUUGUCCAAGAAGAAUGAGCUCAUGUGUUUCAAGGCAGUAUUCGAUCAAUUCCGGACGCACUGCUUCACAAUGCAGCAGGCAAGUUGCAUCCGUGAUGCGUGGAAACAUGGAUUCAUCAACGGAACGAUAUUCAUUCGCGUGGGACAAGAAAUGAUCGACACCAAUGCAGAUGUAUCUAGCCCGGAAUCAUUAUCCAGGUAUUCCAAAGAAGAAAUUUCGGAUAUACCUGAUGCGCAGUUCCGCACAGAAAUCAGCACAAUGGACAGACCGAAUACCAGGGGAGGGAGAAUAACUGCUCAGGAACUGACCAAUAAAACGCCAUGCGAUAGUACAGGCCGGUUGGCCACUCGGUUAAUACACAAAAAAUAUGUACAGCCAUCCUUGAAAUGA